Molecule: messenger RNA, 3327 nt
Organism: Alosa alosa (allis shad)
Lineage: Eukaryota; Metazoa; Chordata; Actinopteri; Clupeiformes; Clupeidae
Gene: ccdc124
Product: coiled-coil domain containing 124
Exons: 5
Coding region: 156-833 (225 amino acids)
Biological process (GO): transcription by RNA polymerase II
Cellular component (GO): nucleus
Molecular function (GO): transcription coactivator activity
Source: RefSeq, a predicted model, not a curated record
GCACGAAGGACCCAAACAAACUGAUGUCUGUUGCUGAACGGCUAACAUUACAUGCUAUGCUACAGCAGAGCCCAGGCUGGUAACGUUACCUUGGAGGAGGCUCAUACCGGAGCGAAAACAGCUGAGUCUUUUCCAGCACUGGAGUAUUCUCGGGGAUGCCGAAGAAGUUCCAGGGUGAGAACUCCAAGUCGGCCACUGCGCGGGCCCGAAAAGCAGAGGCCAAGGCCGUUGCAGAUGCGCGCAAGCAGAAGGAGCUUGAGGAUGCACUAUGGGAAGAUAAUGACAAACAUGUGAUGAGGAAAGAACAGCGUAAGGAGGACAAGGAGAAGAAACGCCUGGAGGCCCUGGAGAGGAAGAAGGAGAACCAGAGGCUUCUGGACGAGGAGGAUGCCAGGGUGAAGGGCAAGGCCAGGGAGGCGGCUGCAGCGGCCGCAGCCGCAGCAGCGACCAAGGUGACCCGAGCUCAGAUCGAGGAGACGCUGCGCAAGGAGCAAGAGCCGAAGCCAGCAGAGGUCAAGGAGAAAGAGAAGAGUCACCUUGAGACACCCUUGGAGGAGAAUAUAAACCGGAUCAUCCCGGAAGAGGGGUCCGUUGAGGCCAGAACCAUCGAGGAUGCUAUCGCAGUGCUCAGCACGAAGGAAGAGUCAGACAGGCACCCUGAGCGGAGGAUGAAGGCUGCUUUCGCUGCCUAUGAAGAGGUGAACAUGCCACGCUUGAAGAAAGAGAAUCCCAACAUGCGUCUGUCGCAGCUCAAACAGCUGCUCAAGAAAGAGUGGACCAAGUCCCCCGAGAACCCUCUAAACCAGCGCUUCACUUCUUACAACACCAAGUGAACAGGCAACCGAUCGGCCCACCAAUCAGGAAACGGUGGCAACAAUGAUGACUUAACAAGAACUGUUUAACAACUAUGCACACAACACCCCAAAAUGAAAUCAUCCCAAUUGACUGUAUUAUUAAAUUCCCAUAGAUUUCUAAAACCGGUUGCAUGUUCACUGACGGUUCAUCUCAAUAUAAGUAAACUGAUCACACACAUCUCUGCCGCAUCUACCCAAUAAUAAUUAGGUUAGCAAGUGCCAUUUAAACACAUACUCUCUCUCUCUCUGUCUAUCCCUCUCUCUCUUUCUCUCCCAGCAUUGGCAUAUAUUCUGUAUAUUUAUAUAUAAUAGAUGCCAAAAUUACAUUUGACUUAUUAAGGUCCUAUUGCAGUCCAAUGGCGCUACAGAGAAACAUGACAGAGAGAAAGGGAGUGAAGUAUAGUUGAAGAAGUUCAUACAUUCUUACAUAACACACAGACUAUAUUCUGUAUAUCUUGGAUCUCUUCACCAAACCCUCCAUUUGGCCUAUUGAGAAAACACUGACUGUGGAUCAUCACUUAUCUCCAUAUCACUUGUUCUACUUCACACAAGGCUACGGAUGUGCUGCUGCCUAACAACCACGAUCCUGGAAGAAGCCCAUCAUGGUUAUGAAACCCCCCCCAACACACACACACACACACACACGCCGCAAGCGAUAGGAGGUCUUUUCUCCGCAGGUCCUUUUGCACAUGAUGUGGGACUCCCCACUUUGCCCAUAACAUCCACCCUGCAGUAUUUGUCAGUCAUUGGGGACUCGUCAAUAUUGCAGAGGUUUGUGUAACACUUGCGUUGCAUUUGUCCACUUGGGACACACGAAAAAAGAAAGAAAGGGGAACUAGACAUGAAAGGAAAUUGGUGACCUUUUUCCAUCUCGUUGGGUUGAUAUGGGGGAGAGUUUCCAUUCAGCGAGCUUUACAAGCCUGCGGUCGGCAGGUCUGCCAUAUGCUGGCGUUAGUCGUGCGCACCACCUGGCGAGAUCCAUUUGUCGGGGCAUCUGGAGAGCGGCGCUACUGCCAACACUCUGCACAAGCUCCCCCUCAUCCGCCAUGUGCAUCACUCGCUUUAGGUGCUCUUCUCUCGCCUCAGCCAAUCCGCAAACAGAAAUAAUAAAAAGCAGCAACUGUACUGAGAAGAUGGUGAAAUUAGUGAUAAAGGUAAAACCCAAGCGCUUAUUAUGUACAGGAUUUUUAUUAUUAUUAUUAUUAUUAUUAUUAUUAUUAUUAUAAUUAUUAUAAUAUUAUUUUAAAUGGUAAAUUUUAUUUGGGAAUUGAUUUGAUUUUGCUCUUAAAAAAUGGUGUGAGGUCAAUAGCUAACUGGCCUCAACAUGGCACUUGUAUCAGAUGAGCUCUUAGGACGCCGAGAUUGGUGGAAAGGAGUAGAGCAGGAGGCGGUGAGUAAAACACAUCCCACCUUGUCACGCCACCCCCAAACCCCCAACACACACACACACACACACACACUCUACUCUACCACCACUCACGGUCAUCUUUUUUUAAUUAAGCGGCCAAAUCAAUAAUGUCCUUCAGUUGGUGCUCAAAUGGAUGGCGUCCCCUUUGAGGAAUGGAUAGCCUGUGGAUAGAGAUCAAUGCUAUCGUGACUGGACACCUCCUCCCUCCCCACCUGUUCACCCUUGCUGUGGGACCGUACCACUACUUCUCCAGCUCCAAACAUCAUCCGCAAAACAGGAAAACAAGGGCAUUUUCAUCUCACCCCCAAAUCCAAAAACAUUUUUCUUUCUGUCUCCCUUGCUGGAAUGUGUUUUUUUCCUUUCUCUUCUUUUUCAUGGAAGGAGCUUGGAGGAUUUGCAUGAGGUCCUGGCAUGUAAAUGCUUCAUUCUUACCCCCUGAUCACUGUCAGUGUCUAUUAGUUGGAGAUGCCUUCACACUGGCUGAAGCACAUCCAUAAAGCAGGAAUAAGGAAUAUUCAAUGUGAUGUUUUAAGUUCAGGAAAUGCCUUAAUUUAUUUACUAUACAUGGAUUUAAUCCAUGGACUCACAAAACAUGUUGGUGGAGUACAACACUCAUUGAGUUUGGUGAUUUCUAGUUAACAAAUUCGGCAUCCGUAAUGAAGCUGACUCGGACGCUUUAAAUGACAAGUGUGGAGAGUGGACUACUACCUGCUCCUUUAUAUUGACUGCAUCUCAUGGAAGCACCAAUAAAGUUGAUAAAGGUAUCUCAUCUCAUUCAGCACAGUUCUGUCUCUAUUGUAUUAGUUGAGUGUGUUGUAUUUGUUGAUUGUGUUAUGUAUGCACUGCAGUGAUCGGAGUUGCUCACCUCACACACUACAGGCCGUAAAAAUAUCACGUGUCUGGUGUUCACACAGAACAAAUAGUUGAUCAGGUUGACCUGGCUCAUGGGGUAGGCAUGACUCAAACAUCUUUAAUGUGAUGGAUCAGGUAUCACUUGGAUGAUUGGUUAAAGGUUAUUUGUGUGUCAUUUGGAAACCUUUAUUAAAAGUGUUUACCUUGAUUUAA